This is a messenger RNA of Prorocentrum cordatum, 321 nucleotides long. Lineage: Eukaryota; Dinophyceae; Prorocentrales; Prorocentraceae. The record is from the annotation of a GenBank genome assembly.
GACUCCAUCAACAGCCGUAUCCAGCUGGUCAUGAAGAGCGGCAAGUACAGCCUCGGCUACAAGACCACGCUGAAGACCCUCCGGCAGGGCAAGGCAAAGCUCAUUCUGAUCAGCAGCAACUGCCCAGCCCUGCGCAAGAGCGAGAUCGAGUAUUACGCCAUGCUGGCCAAGACUGGCGUGCACCAUUUCCACGGCGACAACAACGAGCUCGGCACCGCGUGCGGAAGGUACUACCGCGUCAGCUGCCUGUCCAUCACCGAUCCGGGCUCGCGGUCGUCCGGGCCUACCACGUGCACUGUCUGGUGGACUUGUGGGUGUUGA